Messenger RNA from Dreissena polymorpha, 1412 nucleotides. Its product is annotated as NADH dehydrogenase [ubiquinone] flavoprotein 2, mitochondrial-like. NCBI's taxonomy places the organism in Eukaryota, Metazoa, Mollusca, Bivalvia, Myida, Dreissenidae. The record is from RefSeq and is a predicted model, not a curated record. The transcript is spliced from 9 exons. The coding region runs from base 113 to 853 and encodes 246 amino acids. Gene Ontology annotation, molecular function: NADH dehydrogenase activity. Gene Ontology annotation, biological process: mitochondrial electron transport, NADH to ubiquinone.
UUUAAAUAUCAUCAAUUCAGUAAAAUUCAUAUGAGUCGUUAAAUACAAUUUACUGCGGACAUUGACUUUCGUCUUGUGUCCGGUGACUUACAAACACAAAAAGUUAAAGAAAAUGCUGUCAGGUUGCCGUCGUGCGCUUUCAGCCGUGGGGCAGAAUGUGCGUCAACUCCACAGGGCAGCACCCCUGGCAAGUGACAAACUCUUUGUGCACCGGCACACAGCUGACAACAACCCAGACACACCAUUUGAGUUCACUGCGGAUAGUUUAAAGAGAGCUCAGAUGAUCAUCCAAAACUACCCAGAGGGCCAUGAAAGAGCUGCUGUGAUGCCAUUGUUAGAUCUAGCUCAGAGACAGCAUGGAUGGCUGCCAAUUUCUGCAUUACAUGCUGUUGCAGACCUGCUUAAAAUGCCCAAAAUGCGCGUCUACGAAGUGGCCACCUUCUAUACCAUGUAUAAUAGAGAGCCUGUGGGUAAAUACUUCAUACAGAUUUGUACCACAACACCUUGCAUAGUCAAUGGAGUCGGGUGUGACGUCAUAUUAGACUGCAUCCAAAAAGAGCUUGGCAUUCAUCUAGGGGAGACCACCCCGGAUGGCAAGUUCAGCCUGCUGGAGGUGGAAUGUCUUGGUGCCUGUGUGAACGCCCCCAUGGUACAGAUCAACGACAACUUCUAUGAAGAUCUUACCGUUGAAGAUAUGACUAGAAUAAUCAAUGACCUGAAACAAGACAAGAUCCCCAAGCCAGGCCCACAGAGCGGUCAAGGUCACAGGUUCUCUUGUGAACCCAAGGGCGGACUGACCUGCCUCAACACGGAGCCACGGGGUCCUGGAUUUGGCAUACGAGCCGACUUAUGAACAUGCCACAGUAUAGAACUCUCAUGAAAUGAUAACAGUGCUGUGUUUUAAGUUGUUUGUGUGCAAGACUUCAGUUUGAUGAAAAAUAUACUUAACAGUGAUAACAAAAAAAUUUACAGACUGUUUUAAAUUUGUAAAUUUGUUUGCGUAAAAGCAUGAAACAUUUGUAAACAAAUGUGAUGACUUUGUCAAAGUUAAGCAAAGCAUUUUCAUUAUUAAUUAGCGAUGCAGAUUCUCUUAAAUGUGUGUAAUUUUAAAUUUUAUAACUUCAACAGUUAAGUGUUGGAGGCUGUCAGAAAUAAUAUAAUUGAUAGAAUUUGUUAUUAUUGUAAUUGACUUAUUUAUAAGGUGAAGAACUUUUUUACUAUAUUCUUUUUUGGGGAAUACGUUGAAGGAUUUUUUCUCAAACCAUCUUUUUUCUUCGUUUUCUUUCAGAUCUUACUCGCUUGAACUAAUGGUUGUUUCUAAGUCGUGGUAUCUGGUGAUGUUCUCACUCUUGAAAGAUAUUGCAAUUGUUUUGUUGGAUAGGAUUUUACAAUAAAUAAAAAAAACAACGGUA